AUGGAUAAGUGUGACAUUGAUAGGGCUCACGAAGAUGUCAAUAGUUUUACUGAAGUGACGAAUCAGUACCGAAGCAAUGGUUUCUUACCCUCUUUUUUGCAUUUUAUAAAAUCUCCAAAUUAUCAAAAAUAUAGCGAUUCUGAAGCCCACUCAGAGAUUCUCAAUGGAAUCGCUUCACUAAUGUCUGCAUUUGUGUCAGCUCUCGGCACUACAACUAUUAUCGACUUAAUCCGGACUGCAUUUCGUUUACAACGAUUCAUAAAUACAUUGAAAGCUGGUAAAUGUAUACUUAAAUCAAAGACCAAAUGGGAAAGCAAAUUAUCGCAAGUUUCCUAUGAAUCAAUCUAUCGAUUAUCAAGUGGUUUAUCGCAUUUGUUUAUUAGUUAUAUGCCACCAAAAUUGUUACGGAUAAUCAAUUUACUGGGUGUUAACGGAUCUGAGACGGUAGGCUUCAUUCAAAUCAAUAGGACUGCAUUCAUGUUUGAUGGGAUGUGCAAUAAAUUGGCCCAAAUGUUUCUCAUUGUUAACAAUGUCUAUAUUGAGCCAUAUAUGGGAUUUCAGUCUAAAAACUCUAUCGAUUGUCAAAUGAUUUUAAAGGAAAAUCUUAAUGUUUAUAGUAAUUCAGUUGUAUUUAUGACAGUCGACGCCAAAUACAUACAAUUAAGAGGAGAUUUGGAAGAAGCCAUCAAAUACUAUACAAAAUUAAUUACUGACUACUCAUUUGAUGUGUCGUUAAAAUGGUUUCACUUUGAACUCAUGUUUAGCAAUGCAUUGAUCUGUAAUUUCAAUGAAAGCGUUAAAUAUGCGGAACUUAUACGCAAAGGAAGCCGACAAUCGCCCGCUUUUACCACUUAUUGUGAGGCAGUCGUCAGAUAUGUCAUUGGAAAAGAAGAAAACAAUACACAAGAAUUGGAAACAGCGAUUAAACUUCUUGAAAUUGUGCCGACAGUUCGCGUCCGAUAUUUUGGUAAAUCAGCGACCUUUGAAAAGGCAUCGGUAUUAAGUGCAGAGAAAUUUCGAGACAAAGAUAACUGUCCCGUAUUACCAGAUAUGGAAAUUUUAUACCAAGCAAAUCUAUUUCAGUUAAUCAAAGAUAAACCAAUAUAUUUGAAUAGAUUUAUGGAUCGAGUAAAACAUCAGAUAAGCAUUUAUUCAAACGAUUUAAAAACUAAAGACUAUUUGGAUAAUUAUUUGACGGCAUUGUUUUAUAAGGCAGUAAUUCAUAAAUUUUUGGGUGAAUAUGACGAAUGCAAAAAAUGUUUGACAACUAUUAUUGAUGAUACUGAUCGCUUCCAAAGAGAGACAUCAAUCCCACCGCAGGCGGUCUUUGAGAUGGGAUUAGUUGAGAUGGAGCUCAACAAUACCACUGAAGCCAAACAAUGGAUCAACAAAUGUCUUCACGACUUCAGUGGUUAUGUCAAUGAAAACUUUGUUCACAUCAGAGCUUAUGCGGCGCUCAGACAUAUAGGAGUCUCAAGUGAUAAACAACGUGUUGACGACUCCUUAUUGCCCAUGCAUUUUGUCGAACCAUUGAAUUGUUAG
Molecule: messenger RNA, 1542 nt
Organism: Oppia nitens
Lineage: Eukaryota; Metazoa; Arthropoda; Arachnida; Sarcoptiformes; Oppiidae
Product: tetratricopeptide repeat protein 39C-like
Exons: 10
Coding region: 1-1542 (513 amino acids)
Molecular function (GO): protein binding
Source: RefSeq, a predicted model, not a curated record